Messenger RNA from Podospora bellae-mahoneyi, 672 nucleotides. It is a transcript of the gene COX12, whose product is annotated as Cytochrome c oxidase subunit 6B. Bases 195 to 449 code for a protein of 84 amino acids. The transcript is spliced from 4 exons. Gene Ontology annotation, cellular component: respiratory chain complex IV; mitochondrion. Lineage: Eukaryota; Fungi; Ascomycota; Sordariomycetes; Sordariales; Podosporaceae. The record is from RefSeq and is a predicted model, not a curated record.
GCCGAACCGAAAAAAGCUCCAGCCAAGAGCACAAGCCAGCCAACCCGAGAGCUCCUAUCCAUACCUACCUCUCAUCAUCUCUCCGAACCAUUAUCGAACAGCGUACUUUCCAAACCCCUCUCACCAAAACUCCCACGCCCCCCCCGGUCGUUGUUCUCCCCUCAACCACAACCACAAAUCAAUAAACCGCCAAAAUGUCUGACGAGGAGCGCGUUACCAAGCCCUUCAAGUUCGUCACCGGUGUCGACGCCCGUUUCCCCAACACCAACCAGACCAAGCACUGCUGGCAGAACUACGUCGACUACCACAAGUGCAUCCUCGCCAAGGGUGAGGAUUUCGCUCCCUGCCGCCAGUUCUGGCUCGCCUACCGGUCUCUGUGCCCUAGCGGUUGGUAUGAACGGUGGGACGCCCAGAGAGAGGCUGGCAACUUCCCCGUCAAGCUCGAGUAAGCGUGCUUUUCGAGAUGGGAAAGUUGGAUUAAACACUACUGCCCAGCAUUGCGUGCAGAGAAACGGAGAGUAAGGAAGCUAGGAGCUAAUGGAGAACGGCGACGGCGGCCCCCCAAACAAAAUUACCUUUUGUGACACUAGAGAAAAAUGCCAUCAUUGGUAGUAAACUCAGGGGAGUUGUGUGUGAGGGUCAGGCAUAUAGAAUUUUGAGAAAGACGUGGGU